Molecule: messenger RNA, 405 nt
Organism: Caenorhabditis elegans
Lineage: Eukaryota; Metazoa; Nematoda; Chromadorea; Rhabditida; Rhabditidae
Gene: F14F9.8
Product: FIP (Fungus-Induced Protein) Related
Exons: 2
Coding region: 60-317 (85 amino acids)
Source: RefSeq, marked reviewed
GCCAUCUUUUUUCACGCGCGCAAAGUUUACAAGUUGAAAGAAAAAAAAAACAACAAGAAAUGUCGAGAAUCUCAAUUUUUGGUCUUCUUCUGGUUCUGUUGUUGGUAUUCAAUUUGGCUCUUGGAGCUGGGGAAAGCAGAUAUAAAGGAUCACAGAUAAUCCGCCAAAAGCGUCAAUACCUUGGUUAUCCAUACGGAAUGGGCAUGGGAAUGCCCUAUAGCUAUGGAUAUGGAUACAAUCCAUAUAUGAUGUACCGCCCGCAUCCAAUGUAUGGAGGAAUGCCCUACUAUCGGCCAUAUGGUUUCUGGGGAAAAUGAAGAAAAUCAAUGAAUAACUGUUUCAAAUGAAUAAUUCAUUUUUUGGUUCAAUUUUAUCGGAAAUCUUAAAGAAUAAACUACGUUUUUU